AACAGUGUGUUCUCAACCUGUACUAUGACAAAUGUCAACGUAUCUUCGACGGCCUGCACAUGGUCUUGGGAUUUCAUCAUUCCUGUCACAAUCUUAUUCACAAUAACAUCGUUUCUUGUUUUGUUUGAAAACAUUUUAAUAUGCGUAGCCGUGGUGUGCUCACCUUUGCGGGAAAUAAAAUCAAACUGGUUCCUUGUUGGUUUAUCGGUGGCCGACAUGUUCACGUCCAUUACGAUAACACCUUUGCAAAUUUUAGAAGUUUGGGCUUCUCCCCACUGGCCACUCGGUGCCAUUGGUGUGGACACUUAUAACUCGCUGUGGAAUUUCUGUCUGAUUGUACCUUUCCUCACAGUCCUCGCCAUAACAAUCGACCGAUUCCUGGUAAUCGUAAAAGAACGCAGCGUGUUUCAAAAACUCAGUUUAAAAUGGGUAUUUAUCUCAUUGACUUGUAUAUGGCUAUACAGCUGCCUCAUUGUCGCUUUGCUCGCGUUGUCUUUCGACCAAGCACCCAGCAAUGAAUACGCCUGGAACGUUCCCUACGAAUAUUAUUACCCCUUCCUAGCAAUACAUGUCUUGCUGCCAUUGUUGAUAAUAUGCUACUGUUAUAUACGGAUUCUUAUGACUGUUCGCUUAACUAGCCAACAAUUUUCAUCUGUACUAAGCUCUUCGUUCCCCUUGCCGAAUUCAAAGCGUUUGUACGAAAUCAAGCUUGCAAAGACAGUGGGUUAUGUCGUAUUGGCCUUAGUUGUUGUUUGGAUUCCUGUGCUAGCAAUGGAAGUUGUUUACGCUUUGGAAAGCGGCGACUCCUGUCUCGUGAAGAAAAUCGGCAUUUUCAGCGUUUGGUUAACUUGCACGAAUGGCGUCAUCAAUCCGCUCAUAUAUUCCAUGCGAAGUAAACAGUUCAAGAUCGUUUUAAAGAAGUUGUUGAAGUGCGACAUCAGUGGUGUAAAAAAAGAUAGAACAUAAAAUCUAGAAUAUUUUUCAUCGGAAGAGUGACUUAAGCCUGGUGGUUUCCAUAUGACGCGGGCCUGUCGGCGACUCAUUGUCUGUAAUCAUCCAAGGAGAAAAUGAUUUCAGAAAGACAAAAGCUAGAUUUCACUCCAAUAAUAUUUCACUCAUCACUAAUCAUCGACAAUAAUACUUUGUCGGCGUCGCAUGGAAGCCAGGCUUAAAGCCUGGUUUCCAUAUGACGCCGACGUCGGCAAAGUAUUAUUGUCGGUGAUUACUGAUGAAUGAAAUCUUUUGUCUUUCUGAAAUAAUUUUCUCCUUGGAUGAUUACAGACAAUGAGUCGGCGACAGGUCGGCGUCAUAUGGAAACCAGGCUUUAGUGUAUUGGUUAAAAUUGUAAUUGUUAGCCGUCAUAGAAAAUAAAGAUUUUCCAGAAACUUUGCAGUUGAAAACUUUUAAGUUGAAAGCAUUUACACGAUGAGCUUAUAAUUGGCGAGACUAAAGAUAGCGUUCAGCGACUAUGUAGAGAUCUGUGACGAAGAAGAUUUUGAAAUUUAAAACCUCAUUCUCCAGAAGACGGUCGACGGAUAUCCUUCUCUGCUUGUAGCCCGUGAGAAAUCAUGAAAAGUUAUGGGUAGAUGAAAGUAGACAACAGUUUGAGACUUCUAUCUUUUUGUGGAAAGUGAUCGAUUGUCAUUCCAGGAACGCGGACGUUUUUCCAAUUUAUUUUUUUCCAUUUUAUGUAGGCGGGGGCCAAGUUGGCUCUCAUAAUAUUGCAGGAACUUUAUAACUAUGAAA
This is a messenger RNA of Dendronephthya gigantea, 1746 nucleotides long. RefSeq names its product alpha-1B adrenergic receptor-like. The transcript has a single exon. Gene Ontology annotation, cellular component: membrane. Gene Ontology annotation, biological process: G protein-coupled receptor signaling pathway. The record is from RefSeq and is a predicted model, not a curated record. Lineage: Eukaryota; Metazoa; Cnidaria; Anthozoa; Malacalcyonacea; Nephtheidae. Gene Ontology annotation, molecular function: G protein-coupled receptor activity. The coding region runs from base 25 to 966 and encodes 313 amino acids.